AUGUACAAGUCUUUGCUUCCAGUUGCGUUUCUCGCAGUCUCAAACAUUCAGGGUAUCUGGGCCCAAGAAGUCAACCUCGUGUCCCUGUUUCCACGACACAAACCUCCAAUACUAGGAGAUAUUUGCAAGUCUCUUCGACAGGCCUGCAAUGUGAACCAAUUUCCGGCACCCAUCGAGAAACUAUGCCAAGAGUAUUGCGAAAAAGAGAUCGACUUGGACGAUCUCCAGGCAGAACUUUGCAGAGACUUCAAACAGUAUGUCGACAGCCUCGGCAAGUGCGCCAAUGAUGUCUGCGGUGUGAUUCAAAAGCAGUGCAGCGGCAGGGGUAUAUGCACCAAGGACUCUGAUUGCGAGGAGCUUGAAGUCUGCCGGAACUACGUCUGUAAGCCAAAGGUCUGUCACCACUAUCGCGAAUGCAAUUAUCGCGUCUGCAGGGAUAACAAGUGUGUUCCCUGCGAGUCAGACUCAGACUGUGAUUUCCGACCAGAUCUCAAGUGCAGGAAGGGCAAGUGUCUUCCCAACUCAAUUCCGCCUCUAAAUUGUACCAAGAACUCGGACUGCAAGCCAGGUCAAGUUUGCCAAGAUGGUGAUUGUGGUAAAUGCUCCCCCGGUGGUGCAGAAUGCGACAAAGACAAAUUCUGUAGCAACGGGGAAUGCAUUCCAAAACCUCCUAGCUGCGGAAAACCUGGCUUUGAAUGGGCAGAAUGGCGCGGCCCUUCGUCCUGGAGCGGCGUGAAAUCACCACCUUUCGCAGAGUACGAUCCAACCGUGUUCAAGUCACAAAAGCCCGAGUAUGAGGGCCUCACGAACACGCUGGUCAUCGAUGCGCCUUUGCAGCUCUAUGGACAGGGUGCCAAUCUCAAUCUUGCUACUGUGGUACACCAAGGGUUUCUACUGGCACCCGAGACUGGCAACUACACCUUUGUGUUUGGUCAGGCAGACGAUAUUGUUCUUGUCUGGCUGGGCAAAAAUGCAUUCAGUGGCUGGACAAGAGCGAACGCGGAUAUUGAGAGAACUUAUAUUCCACCUCCGGGCGAUGAGACUCGCACAAUGAGGCUCUUGGAGCAGGGAACGUAUUAUCCUGUGAGAGUGGCCUGGGGGGAUAAGGGCGGAAAUGUGGCCAUGUCUGUCAAAAUCAUUGCGCCGAAUGGUGAUGAGUUGACUGGCAAGGAGGGUGGCUACUUCAGAACCGAAGCUUGCGAUGGUUCAUAUGACACGUUUCCCCCGUAUGGGCAGUCCUGA
Messenger RNA from Pochonia chlamydosporia 170, 1242 nucleotides. RefSeq names its product GLEYA adhesin domain-containing protein. NCBI's taxonomy places the organism in Eukaryota, Fungi, Ascomycota, Sordariomycetes, Hypocreales, Clavicipitaceae. Bases 1 to 1242 code for a protein of 413 amino acids. The record is from RefSeq and is a predicted model, not a curated record. The transcript is spliced from 3 exons.